This is a messenger RNA of Mizuhopecten yessoensis (Yesso scallop), 1432 nucleotides long. Its product is annotated as serum paraoxonase/arylesterase 1-like. The record is from RefSeq and is a predicted model, not a curated record. Gene Ontology annotation, molecular function: arylesterase activity. The coding region runs from base 50 to 1099 and encodes 349 amino acids. The transcript has 10 exons. Lineage: Eukaryota; Metazoa; Mollusca; Bivalvia; Pectinida; Pectinidae.
GAAGACCAAAACAGUAACACCGGAUCUGGGACAAGCUAUUCGUGGAACAAUGUUGCGGAGUGUCGGUUUGACCGUGGUCCUGGCCAUAGUGGUACAACACGUCGUGCGUUUCUGGUUUUUUAUGGACUACCACAAAGCCGGGACAAUAAUCCACCAUCGACCCGGCCCGUGUAGACCCUUGGCCGGUGCAGAUGGCGGCUCGGAAGAUCUCACAGUGUUAGACAAUGGGUUGACGUUCAUCUCCUCGGGUUAUUUCCCCUGGACCCGAGGCCGAAUUCUCCUCUUUGAUUUUAGCGAUCCAUUACACGAGGUGAAGGAGCUACCUAUUGUCAGUUCCACUCUGAAUCAGUCUGAUUUCAAUGUCCAUGGACUGUCGGUGUGGCAGGACAAUAUUACCGGUGAAGUUACUCUGAUGGUGAUAAACCAUGCCGGCCCCGGAGAUGUUGUGGAAGUGUUCACGUUUCAGGAGGACUCCCGGUCACUGCUUCAUAUCAAGACAAUCACGUGCCCGAAACGAACAAAUAUGAAUGAUUUGGUGUUGACCAGCAACAGGACUUUUUACAUCACUAAGAUAACCACACUGCGUGACUACCCAAUGGUGGAGCUGCUACUGAUGCUGAAGUACGGCGAGGUUCUGUACUACGACGGCAGUGACUUCCGUAGUGUGGCGGGUAGACUCAACCUGCCCAACGGCAUUAACGUGUCACCUGACCACAGGUAUAUGUACGUGGCAGAAAUGGAGAGUAAGCUACUAAAAUCCUAUCGAAUCGUAGACUAUGGACUACACUUCGUGGAGGACUUGCGUCUAGAUACACUGGUGGACAACAUAGAGGUAGACCCCGUGUCUGGUGAUCUGUGGGUCGGGUGUCAUCCAAGUUUCCAUCGACUAAUUCAGCUUAAUGUUGCCGGAUUACUGCUACCCUCACAAAUUCUGAAGGUUAAGACCUCGGGCGGAAAGUUCACGGAAGCUGUGGAGGUGUACACUGAUUCCGGAUCUGAACUGAGCGCCUCUUCAGUGGCCUCCAUCUACAAGGGAAAAAUGAUAGCUGGCACUAUUGCGUCACAGCUGAUUGUAUGUGAUGUCGUCUACAUUGAUUGAUUUUGAUAAGAGAGGAAACAAUGAUUUACUUCCCGCCAAAUUUACUUAAUGUAAAACCCAUGUGACAUUUGGAUAACAUACAGUAUUGUAAUCUGAUACAUAGUUUUGCAAAUAUAUAUAAUUCGACAUAAAAAUGUUAAUACUCCGUUCAGGUGAAAUUUACAUCGGAUGUUUUCAAUCUUUACAUUAACACAAUUUCCAUAUGAUCAGAUUUUCAUUCGUAUAAUGGUAUAAUGAUAAGUUUUUCUUGUGUUUAAUUAAGGGUCAAUUUGUUAUUUUUAAAUAUGAAAUGACCAGAUUGUGUUUUAUUUAAUAAUAAAAUGAAUGGAUCGU